UCCGCCACAAUACCAUCCGCCAAGCACUGUAUUUAGUAUUAGACGUCUCAGAUUUUGCUGUUUUUAGUGUUUUUGUUAUACGCUUAGUUUUCUACGUUUAUUUUGUCUCGCGGUCUUUUAUGAUUUCACGAUAAAUCAAACAUUAGGUCAGAGAGAAACCGAAACCAACGCGGUGUUAAAUAAAAUUAGUAAUUACAGACAAUUCUAAAAUAAUAAGUAGGGCUGUGAAUUUAAAGGAAAGUGCAUUUUUUUUUUGGUGAUUGUAAAACAUAGCUUUACACAGACUAUUCAUCCAAAGUUCAAAUUUCCAUCUCAAUCCACACAAGAAGAAGUUAAUACUAUCAAUAUGAGUAUAUCAUUCUAUUUGGAUAUUGAGGAUAGUGAUGAACAUGACGAUUUUGGCGAACAAUGUUCAAUCUGUCUUGAUGUAGUACAUGGUCGUGAAUUAAUGCAAUGUCAAAGUUGUGAUAGGAAAUAUCAUAAUCAUUGCCAUUUGCCUAAGAUUCCUGAUAUUGUUUUUAACAAUCCUUAUUGGUCAUGUACAAUGUGCAAAUUUCGCGAAUUAGUCGAUGCUUUGAGACUUAUGAAGUCAACCACUCUUGGUGUUUCAAUUGGUGAACCUGGACGUAUAGUUGCUGAGCGUUUAAUAAUGACCCUGUCCAAUGAAUAUGGUAGUAUUCAUUUUAGAGAAUUUCCUAGUAAUAAAACUUUUCCAACAUUUUUCGAAAAGGUUUCCAAUCCAAUAAAUUUGAUUAUUAUCAUCAAUCGUUUAGAAUCGAAUACACAUUAUACAACAAUCGAUCAAGUUAUUGAUGAUUUAAAAAAAUUGUUUACAGAUAGUUUGAUGUUUUAUGAUGAGCCUCAUGAGUUUUAUGGUUAUGCCAGACACCUUCUAAAUUUGUUGGAUAAAAUAAUCGCCAAAUGGAUACCAGAACUGGAAGAGCUCAAGACUAAAACAUCGGAAUCGAGUUCUUAAAUAGCAUUGAAAACACAAUCCUGAUUGUAUCGGUAUUUUAAUUUUUGAUUAAUUAUUAUAUAAAAUUA
Molecule: messenger RNA, 1044 nt
Organism: Melanaphis sacchari
Lineage: Eukaryota; Metazoa; Arthropoda; Insecta; Hemiptera; Aphididae
Product: tripartite motif-containing protein 66-like
Exons: 6
Coding region: 347-976 (209 amino acids)
Biological process (GO): regulation of transcription by RNA polymerase II
Cellular component (GO): nucleus
Molecular function (GO): DNA-binding transcription factor activity, RNA polymerase II-specific; protein binding
Source: RefSeq, a predicted model, not a curated record